Molecule: messenger RNA, 1023 nt
Organism: Solanum dulcamara
Lineage: Eukaryota; Viridiplantae; Streptophyta; Magnoliopsida; Solanales; Solanaceae
Product: calcineurin B-like protein 7
Exons: 9
Coding region: 131-790 (219 amino acids)
Biological process (GO): calcium-mediated signaling
Molecular function (GO): kinase binding; calcium ion binding
Source: RefSeq, a predicted model, not a curated record
AGAAAAAGGAUAGUGAAGACAUCAUCAGAAGACACUUUUGAAGGAUACAAAUAAAUCCCCAAAUCAGUACUAAUAUAACAGCAAACAGGUGAAAUCUUAACCUGUGGUUCUUCAAGUCCUCUGCUGGAUUAUGCAUUCUCUGAAGAACUUCUUUUGUUUGAAGAAAACUAGACAUCUGCUUGAGGCCCAUGAUACUCUUGCUUCUGAGACUUGUUUUACUGUGAAUGAUGUGGAGGCCUUAUAUAUUCUAUACAAGAAACUAAGCAGCUCCAUAAUUGAUGAUGGUCUUAUUCACAAGGAAGAGUUUCUCCAAGCUCUUUUCAGCUGCAGCCAUAGGCAAAAUCUCUUUGCAGACAGAUUGUUUGACUUAUUUGAUGUUAAGCGUAAUGGAAUUAUUGAAUUUGGAGAAUUUGUUCGAUCGUUAAGCAUAUUCCAUCCAAAGGCUCCAGAAGAAGAUAAAAUCACCUUUGCAUUUAAAGUGUACGACUUGAAGAACACUGGAUACAUAGAACGCGAUGAGCUGAAGGAUAUGGUAUUAGCUAUUCUCCAAGAAUCAAAAUUGACACUUCCAAAUGAUUCCAUUGAAGCAAUAGUCCACAAGACUAUUCAAGAGGCAGAUCUAAAUGGCGAUGGACGGAUUGAUCCAAAGGAGUGGAAGGAAUUAGUUACAAGAUAUCCUUCUUUGAUAAAGAAUAUGACCCUCCCAUACUUAGAGGAAGUAACUAUAUUAUUUCCAUGCUUUGUGAUGACAAGUAAAGUUCGGGACUCAGAAUUGGUAUUUGGAAACUGAUCGUUCAAUCAAUUAUGGACUGAUCUUCAAGAACUUGAAGACUGUCUACUUUUUUUCUUCUUUGUUCUUGUUAUAUGGUUGUUAGUCUGUGCUAAGAUAACUUUAGUUCAACACUGGUUGUGUUUGGUCAAACCUCAAACAGUGGCAUUGAUUGUAGAUGUACUGGCUUCUUUUGUACAAGAAAAUUUCAUCUUACCGUUUGUGAACGUUAAGUGUUAGUAUAGUAUAUUUUA